AUGGGCGUCAUCCACAGAUUUCUCCCCUUCGGGAAGGACCACGUCCACGAGGUCAGAGUCAGUGGCAGCGAGGUACAACAGGACUUCAUCGGCGCCGGCGAAUUCAAGUAUACCAUCGAGCAGGGUGGCAAUGGCUCAGGCCCGAGCUAUCAAGAAGUUUCCGGGGCUCCGGUAGAAACCGACUCGCCGCUCGGAUACUCUGUUGGAAGCAUCACAAUCUUGUUCCUGAACAUCAGCAUGAUGAUUGGGACCGGUGUUUACUCUACCCGCAAGUAUAUCUGGCCCAACUGUCUGAAAUUACCGGCCGCCAUUCUGUCCGGGGUUGGCUCCGUCGGUCUCUCGUUCUUCUACUGGGUCAUUGGCUUCGUCCUGUCCGGCACUUCGCUCGCCGUCUACCUCGAGUACGCUUCGUACUUUCCCAACCGAUCUGGCGCGGAGGCGGUGUAUCUGGAACAAGCGUACCCGCGACCCAAAUACCUAUUCCCUACCACAUAUGCACUGUGGUACCUCAUUCUAUCUUUCAGCUCCAGCAAUUGCAUCGUUCUCGCCAACUAUCUUUUCCAGACCAACGGCCAUUCGCCCACGGCAUGGCAACUCAAGGGAGUGGCCGUUGCGGCGUGGACAGUGUGUAUCCUGCUUCUCAUUUUCAGCAAUCGUCUCGGAUACCUGAUUUCGAAUGCCAUCGGCGUCGUCAAGCUCUUGACUUUGAUCUUUGUCAGCAUCACCGGGCUUGUUGUACUUGGAGGUCACACUAGGGUGAAGAAUCCGACAUCACACUUCAAGCACUCUUUCUCCGGCACGUCGGAUCAACCGUACGGCCUGGCCAAUGGUCUGGUUUAUAUCAUCUUCUCUUAUGGUGGCUACAACAACGCCUUCAACGUUGUCAAUGAGGUCAAGAAUCCUAUCAAGACCAUCAAAUUCUACUCGUCCAUCUCGCUGCUCGUCGUGGCCACUCUCUAUAUUCUGGCCAACGUAGCGUACAUCGCCGCUGUGCCGCUGGAUGAGCUCAAGGCCUCACAGCAGAUUGCCGCCUCGUUGUUCUUCGAGAAGGUUUUCGGCUCCGGCCGGUCCGUCAAGGGGCUCAACUUCCUGAUCGCCCUCAGUGCGUUCGGGAAUUUGCUGGCCGGCAACAUUGGCAUAUCUAGACUUACUCGCGAAUGCGGCCGACAAGGUGUUCUGCCUUUCCCACGCUUCUGGGCCUCGACUCAACCGUUCGGAACCCCCCUUGGACCAUACUUGGUGAAGUAUAUUCUUACAGUCAUCAUGAUUCUCGCUCCUCCAGCAGGCGAUGCUUUCAACUUCAUUGUCAAUCUACAGGUGUAUCCGAAUGCACUCUACAAUGUUUUUAUCGCCAUCGGCAUCUAUCUUGUCCGCUGGCGACGCGGAAAAGCCAAGCUACCACGUGGAGUGUUCAAAGCCUGGGACGUGGCUGUCGUCUUCAACAUUCUCGUGAAUCUCUACAUGGUCGUCAUGCCGUGGUAUCCGCCUGAGACCGGCGCGGACGGCGGCAGCUACCAUUUUUGGUACGGCACUUCUUCGGUGGUGGGCAUUGCCAUCGUUGUCCUAUGCGGUCUCUACUACGUGUUCUGGAUUUACGCCAUCCCUUACUGGCGAGGCUACAGAGUUCGCCAGGAGACACUGGAACUCGACGGCGGUGCCAACACCCACAGGCUCACCAAGGUCCCCCUGGCAGAACUCGAGGAAUGGGAUCGAACCCACGACCCUAUUGGUAGAGAGAUUGACGACACCAGUACGGCCGGGGUCGAAAGCAAGACAAGUUCCAACAGUGGAGGGAAGCGAGCCACCAUCAUCGAUGAAAAUGAACCAAAGGUGUGA
Molecule: messenger RNA, 1836 nt
Organism: Capronia epimyces CBS 606.96
Lineage: Eukaryota; Fungi; Ascomycota; Eurotiomycetes; Chaetothyriales; Herpotrichiellaceae
Exons: 5
Coding region: 1-1836 (611 amino acids)
Biological process (GO): amino acid transmembrane transport
Cellular component (GO): membrane
Molecular function (GO): L-amino acid transmembrane transporter activity
Source: RefSeq, a predicted model, not a curated record